CCCGGCAGCGCGGCUCGGGCGGGCGGCGGGACAUCGCCGUCCCCUCACGGCGCCGUGUGUUCUCUCCGCAGGGAGCUCGGCUCGCCCUUGCGCCGCUCGGCAGGCCCGGAGGUGCCCGGGGCCGCAGGGUUUCCUCAGUAGGAGAACAGAAAAGAUGUUCGAUAUUAAGGCUUGGGCCGAGUACAUUGUGGAGUGGGCUGCCAAGGACCCCUACGGCUUUCUCACCACUGUGAUCUUGGCUCUGACGCCACUGUUUGUCAUCAGCGCGGCGCUGUCGUGGAAGCUUGCAAAGAUGAUUGAGGCCCGGGAACGAGAGCUGAAGAAGAAACAGAAACGCCAGGAGAACAUUGCAAAGGCCAAACGAACAAAGAAGGAUUAAAUGGGCAAAAAUGGCCUUCCUUGUGCAAAUAAUCCACUUUUAAAAUGAAAUACUUGUACAUAUUGUGUUGCAACUGCCCUUUGAUACUUGAUCCUGUUAUUUCUUGAAGUAUAAAAUUUAAUACUUCCAGUGUAAUUUUUUCCUGCUGAUUUGUGUUAAAAUUUGCCCAAGUGACACUUGUUAGAGUAAUUAAAUUUACUACUUGUAUUCUAGUCUAGGUUGCUUUUCUAAAUUUGCAUGUUAAAUUAAAAAAAUAACCUCUUGGAUGGCUUUGGAGGUAGAUUUUUUUUUCCUCUUAGAUGAGCUAUGACUUAACAAGUGUCUUAAAAUUAUCAAGUUUAGGGGAAAAUGUGAAUAAUAAACUGGAUUACAGAAAUGCAAUUUUUGGCAUACCUUGAGCAGGUCUGUAGAGACAAGCUACCUGUAGCAUUAGAUAGCAGACAUGACUGAUUUCAUUUAAGGUCACUGCAUAUGGCUGUGUGUGCCCAUAGUGGCUGCUGCAGUGUCUUUGAUGGUGCUGCUUGUCUGCAAAAAUAACCUACCUUACCUUUUACUUUUUCCUGAACUACAAGCCAUGAACAGACUUUAACUUCAGCCCAAGUUCCAGGAAACUGAUUGCUUGUUCUUACUAGCUUCAUUUCUCUUAAGGCACUCAUGUUCUAUAAAAUACAGUACUGUUGUUUGAGCUUCCCUAACAAUCACCUGAAUGCUCCACCUGUAACUAAUUUGGUUUUGCCUUCAUAAAUUCUUUAUGCCUCAAAGAAUAGCCAUAAGUUGGGUGAGACCAAAGACCCAGGUGUCCUAGUGUUCUGCUAUAGCAGAUGGCUGUGCAAGGGUGUUGCAUGAGCUGGUGACAGUAGUUCUGGUGACAGUAACCACCUGGCUACCUUUGAUCUAAGACUUGUGUUUAGGUAGGAUUUUUGUUCUCAUGGCCCUUCAAACUCUGCUGCCUUAAAGGUUGCAAGAUGCUGACAUAGUCAAAAAAGUCAGGUUUGUGUUGUAAAUACAUCAAAAUUAUCUAACCUUAUUUCCAAUUAAUCUCUUCUUAAUAGACUUGAUUAAUUUUUCAAAGCCUAAUUUUUUAAUAAUAGUCUGUGGUGGCCUCUACAUAGUAUAUUUCAAAAGAGCUUGUAGCAGUCAUUAAGAUUUUACAUUUUGCAUCAGCACAGAGUUGUGCAUUCUAGCAGCUACUCUUUGAUCAGGUUUAAAAAUAAAACCUUAAAAUAAUACCAUUGUUCAAAUGAAGAGACCUAUAGAGCUGGCUGACACCAAGGGGGAUCAGAAGUGGGGAGUCUAACUGAAAUUACUUUUAAGUAAAUUUGAAGUUGAUCCCCUUUCAAUUUUGUUGGUGAAAGCAAGCAUUAUUGGAAUAUGACAUUUGGGCAUUUUAUAAAUAUGUGAGAUUAAGUCUCCAUGUUUUGUAUGAAGUGUUGUCAAAUAUGUAUGUGUUCUACCUUUGAUACCUACAUAGCUUGAAACACAGGGAGGAAAACUGAUGAGGGAUACACUCCAUAAAUAAAUUUGAUACUUUUUGAAAAAAAUUGUGUCGUCUUCAUUUUUAUUUGAAGUUCUCAAACAUCAUCUCUAAGCAAAUAAUCUGCACAUUUUAUGUAUCCAAACUAUGGCCAAAAUGAUCUCAUCAUCUAGGGAAGUCCAUGGAUACACAAGGAAUAAAAACUAGUAUUUUUUUUAAUAUUCAUGACAGUCCCUUGUUCCAGACCCAGUGUUAUUUUCCAGCAGCUUUAUCAAGUACUUCUAGCUUCUAUUAUAGCAGUUAUAUGUAUUUUAACUGGUUUUACCCU
This is a messenger RNA of Melospiza georgiana, 2181 nucleotides long. It is a transcript of the gene SMIM15, whose product is annotated as small integral membrane protein 15. The record is from RefSeq and is a predicted model, not a curated record. Lineage: Eukaryota; Metazoa; Chordata; Aves; Passeriformes; Passerellidae. The coding region runs from base 155 to 379 and encodes 74 amino acids. The transcript has 2 exons.